AUGAAUACAGAAAUUUCAAGAGCAGAACUAUUAUAAUGGGUUAAUGACACAUUGAAACUCUCCCUCCAAAAGAUUGAGCAACUGGGAACAGGAGCAGUCUAUUGCCAAUUAGUCGAUGCCGUUCACCCUGGAAAAGUUGCCCUUGGUAAGAUUAAUUGGAAGGCUAAACAAGAAUACGAGUUUGUUAAUAAUUUCAAAGUUCUCCAAGUAGCAUUCUCCAAACUCGGAAUCCAAAAACCUAUCGAAAUAGAAAAGUUAACGAAAUGCAAAUAUCAAGAUAAUCUGGAGUUUCUCUAAUGGUUAAAGAAAUACAUGGAUUAACAUGUUGUACCCAAAGACUACGACCCUUAAGCCAAAAGAGGAAAUGUAGAUCUAGAUGAUUAACCAGUUAUUAUACCAAAAAGAAAUCCAGAAAGAUCAAGAACUAGUGUAAGAAGAGACACCUUUGGCAGUCCCAAUCAGAUAUAAUCAACCAGCAUCCCAAAGACCAAUUCUUUUGCCCAUAUUGAACCAUAUCAAAAAAAGUAACCUUCCAUUUAGGAUCUACUUAUUCAAAUAGAAACUCUGAAAUAAGAAAGAGAAUUUUAUUUCUUAAAAUUCAAGGAGUUAGACAACUUUAUUGAAGGGGCUUCCCAAUUGACUUAGGAAUAAAUGUAAAGAGGAAUCAAGGAUAUCUUAUAUUGCACUGCUGAUAAGUCAGUAAUUGUGUUACCAAAUGGGGAACUAGAAGUUCAAGGAUUGCCUCCUUUAUCCGAAGAGCAAUCUUCAUCCUAAGAAGUUAUGCAAUAAGAAGUCGAUUUGUGA
This is a messenger RNA of Paramecium tetraurelia, 804 nucleotides long. RefSeq lists its product as uncharacterized. Gene Ontology annotation, molecular function: microtubule plus-end binding. Gene Ontology annotation, cellular component: microtubule organizing center; spindle midzone; microtubule plus-end. Gene Ontology annotation, biological process: regulation of microtubule polymerization or depolymerization; spindle assembly; protein localization to microtubule plus-end. The record is from RefSeq and is a predicted model, not a curated record. The transcript is spliced from 2 exons. NCBI's taxonomy places the organism in Eukaryota, Ciliophora, Oligohymenophorea, Peniculida, Parameciidae.